ACACCGGCGGACUUCACCAACGCCCUCUACCAACCGAAAGUUGCCCUGCAGGUGCAGUCAGACCUUACAACAGAAACCUUUCGCUCUCCUCCGACGACACCAUGGCUAGCACUGCACCUCCUGCUUAUCCCCCGAGGUCGACACCCUCUACAGGCCAGCCUAACUUUGGGGUCAUGGGACCCGGUUAUAACUCAGAAGGUUACAAUGUCCCCAAAAGAAAUGAUGUAGUGACUACUACACCCCAGCAAAUGGAAAUGCAAGCGACUCAGCCAGGGGCCUGUGGUCCUACAGUGGUGGUGACUGUAACCGAACCUCCCACUCACUGUGGUCUGGUGGUGUCUGUGCUGAGCUCCAUCUUCUGUUGUAUCAUUUGCGGCUUCACGGGAAUGAUCUUUUCGUGGAAGGCUCGCAUGUACGUCCUCAACAACAAACUCGAGCACGCGCGCCACUCACUCGUCAUCGUCUGGAUCCUCCUUGGCUUUGCCAUCUUCUUUGGUAUCAUCACCUGGAUACUGGUCGUCAUCUAUGGUAUCUUCGGAACCAGAACUUUAUUUGCCACCCGUCACUGCAACAGUAAUGGUUGCUAUUACAGUGACUGAUUAUGUCUUCAUCAUGAAGUGGCAUACAGACCGUUAUGAAAUAGGUACAGGAGGUGGACUACUAUACUUCUGCUGAGCCCCCCGAGCAAGACAGCUGAGACCUCUUUUAUCAGCUUUUAUAACAUCUUUUUUCCAAAUUUUUUUUUAUUUUCUAAAUACAAUAGUAGAAAUUCAGGCCACUUGACAUAACCUUUGUUUUAUUCAAGAAGUUACUUUAAUUUUUAUUUAAUUUGGGAGCGAACGUCUGGUAAGAUAUACACAUUUAACGAUCUUUUGCGGGGUGUGUAGCAAUAUAUCACCAAUGUUGUAAACUGAAUGACCGUUAGAAUUUACCAACUCUAAAGAUAGAAGAUGACAUAAGCAACUAUUAAUUUACACUGAAAGUGCCAGAAUUUCCAACAGACAAAUUUUUUUUCACUGAUCAUAUCGUCAGUAUGUUUAACAAUUUGAGUAGAUUAUUUCUUAAUAAAUUUCUUUCCAAAAGGA
Molecule: messenger RNA, 1085 nt
Organism: Pomacea canaliculata
Lineage: Eukaryota; Metazoa; Mollusca; Gastropoda; Architaenioglossa; Ampullariidae
Exons: 4
Coding region: 102-599 (165 amino acids)
Source: RefSeq, a predicted model, not a curated record